Neogale vison (American mink) is the source of this 1477-nucleotide messenger RNA. RefSeq names its product septin-10-like. The record is from RefSeq and is a predicted model, not a curated record. Gene Ontology annotation, biological process: cytoskeleton-dependent cytokinesis. NCBI's taxonomy places the organism in Eukaryota, Metazoa, Chordata, Mammalia, Carnivora, Mustelidae. Gene Ontology annotation, cellular component: septin ring; cell division site; microtubule cytoskeleton. Gene Ontology annotation, molecular function: GTP binding; molecular adaptor activity; GTPase activity.
CGCUUCGCUGGGACCCCCCCCCCCCCCGCCUUCGUUCAGCUCUCGCUCGGGACCAUAACCUCUGAGGUGGCGCGGCACCUGCUCUUUCAGUCUCAUAUGCCAACAAAAACAACCUGUCUGUCCUCACAAGUAUCUGAAGAUGAACAGAAACAAAAAAAAGAAAAUAUUCGUUCUUUAACUAUGUCUGGCCAUGUUGGUUUUGAGAGUUUGCCGGAUCAGCUGGUCAAUAGAUCCAUUCAGCAAGGCUUCUGUUUUAAUAUUCUCUGUGUGGGGGAGACUGGAAUUGGAAAAUCAACGCUGAUUGACACAUUGUUUAAUACUAAUUUUGAAGACCAUGAAUCCUCACAUUUUUACCCACAUGUUAAACUUAAAGCUCAGACAUAUGACCACGAAAGUAAUGUUCGAUUGAAAUUGACCAUUGUGAAUACAGUAGGAUUUGGUGACCAAAUAAACAAAGAAGAGAGCUACCAACCAAUAGUUGACUACAUAGAUGCUCAGUUUGAGGCCUAUCUCCAAGAGGAGCUGAAGAUCAAGCGCUCUCUCUUUAGCUACCACGAUUCUCGCAUCCACGUGUGUCUCUACUUCAUCUCCCCUACAGGUCACUCUCUGAAGACACUAGAUCUCUUAACAAUGAAGAGCCUUGACAGCAAGGUGAACAUUAUACCAGUGAUUGCCAAAGCAGAUGCAAUUUCUAAAGCUGAAUUACAGAAGUUUAAGAUCAAGCUCAUGAGUGAAUUGGUUAGCAAUGGUGUCCAGAUAUAUCAGUUUCCAACAGACGAUGAAACUAUUGCUAAAAUCAAUGCUUCAAUGAAUGGACAUUUGCCAUUUGCUGUUGUAGGAAGUAUGGAUGAGGUAAAAGUUGGAAAUAAGAUGGUCAAAGCUCGCCAGUACCCAUGGGGUGUUGUACAAGUGGAAAAUGAAAACCACUGUGAUUUUGUAAAGCUCCGGGAAAUGCUCAUUUGUACAAACAUGGAAGAUCUGCGAGAACAGACCCACACUAGGCAUUAUGAACUUUACAGGCGUUGCAAACUGGAGGAAAUGGGCUUUACAGAUGUGGGCCCAGAGAAUAAGCCGCUCAGUCUUCAAGAGACCUAUGAAGCUAAAAGACAUGAAUUUUAUGGAGAAUGUCAGAGGAAGGAAGAAGAAAUGAAGCAGAUGUUUGUGCAGCGAGUAAAGGAGAAAGAAGCCAUACUGAAAGAAGCUGAAAGAGAGCUACAGGCCAAAUUUGAGCACCUUAAAAGAGUUCAUCAAGAAGAGAGAAUGAAGCUUGAAGAGAAAAGAAGAUUCUUGGAAGAAGAAAUAAUAGCUUUCUCAAAAAAGAAAGCUACGUCGGAGAUAUACCAGAACCAGUCCUACCUGGCAUCAGGCAGCAACCUGAAGAAGGACAAGGACCGUAAGAACUCCAAUUUUAUGUAAAACAAAGGUUCCAGAUCACAGAAGGUCAUCACAAGCAAAAGUUAUUAAAAUGUUAGAAGUA